AAACUCCUGUGGCUGAGGGUGUUUAUUAUGUUCGUCUAAUAGGGGUGAAGUGUUUACUCCAAGUAGGCCUUUUUUUGUGCGUCUGCAUCUCUUUUUGUGGAAAAUGUGGGCAUCUAUUGAGUGUUCGUUUGUUCAAAUAGACUACACACCCUGCACCGAGUCACAGAGUGUAUUACUCUUCUAAAACCAGACCCAAGUCAAUGGGACAGCGUGGUUACAUUUGUGUUGCUCUGUGUGCUGUGUUGCUAUUUUUUUUUUUUUUAAAGAAAAAGAAGACAAUUCAAGCCACAAACACUUGAAUGGGCAAAGAAAUCAGCAUAUGUCAUGAAUAAUUUCAUAAAACAAAACAAUGCGACAGAAUCAUCACUGUUUGAAAAGUACCAAUAGAGUGGCAAAACCAAAACCUGCUGAAACAUCUAAACAAGCAGCUUCCUUGUACUCUUCCAGUAGCAAACAUAUGUACAAUUUCAUAUUUACAGUAACCACUGAAAUCUUGCUUUUACUGUGAUGCCAAUCCAUGCAGACAUCGUAGAUGCAGAGAAGUGUUAUUUUGCAUAUGUCUUUGUCUAGCAAGCCUCUCAAGCCCAGAGGCCACUGUUAGAAGAGUGAUUUUAUUGUGCUUUACCCCCUUCCUCAUUUCAAAUAUGUUCCUUUGUUGGUAAUCUCUUGGCCUUCCUGUGACUAAAUAGCCACUAUUCAGUUUUAAUCCCUUAGAGAACACAUGACCAUGCUUGACAAAUUCUAGUGUCUGGAGAUGUUUAGCAUCCUGUACUCUUUCCUGCCUCACCUUUUGCUCCUUGUGGUUUAUGGGGCUUUGAUUGCUGGCAUUCAGCCUCAUCUGACAGAGUGUUAAUAGGUUUAACAUAAUGAACAGCCACCAGCACACUCUGAGGCCCAUAAACAUCCAAACACUCUCACAGGAACUGGACUGAGCAAUGGACUUGCCAUCCUGAUGAAUACUGUACAUCCUGUCUACUGCCACUUUCCUGUUUGACUCUUAGUCUGACACAGUUGUCAUCUAGGCAAGUCAUUAUUACUUUAUGAACUAAGUAAGGUUGAAGUUGUAGUUUUAGGAAGUUACAAUUGUUUUUAAAAAGUUCAUUGUAGGUUAAAUCAAAAUUGACUUUCAGCAUAUCACUUGUUAUAGCUUUACAGAAUGAAUAAUAACAGUUUUCCAAGAAAAUGUCAACAGGAAACAGGAAGGAGAUGGGCUUUUAACCAGCAAAGGAGAGCAGAAGCAGUAUAGAACAUUUGUACCCUGGUGACUUGUCAAGCAUUACAGUUACCAUAGCAACUCCCAGUACGAGGCGCUGGUCUGUUAAGCAUCAGCGCUGACCUCCACUCUACCCCCUUUUUCUCACAUAUAUCGGGGUCUUCCAGUGAAACUAAUUUUCCCAUAGGAACUUAUGUUAAUCUAAUUACUCAGAUUGGGGGGGUCAAACUGUCAUCAUCAUAACAAUUUAAUUCACUGUACAGCCAAGUACCGAUUUGUAAAAAGAAGUUAACCUCGCAUCUAUUGUAACAAUUCAAUGUAUUAUUUUAAUAAUUAUUUUAAAAAUUCUUAAAAAGAAAUAUGCUUUUUAUUCAACAGCAACAAAAUGUUAAAGAAACAGUCUUGUCAAAAUGGAUGUUUCAUUGUAGUCUAAAGACUUUGACUCAUACAGUGUAACCCCAGACUGACUAAAUUCCAUUGACCAAACUUUGGAAUUAGUCAGAGAAAAGAAGCUGUGGGUGUGUGAAGUCUUUUCCCCAAUAAAAUGUACUAAAAUAGGGAAAGAGCAGUUUCUAUAUUGGCCAGUCAAUCCAACGCCAGUAACCACCAACUCACCCUGACAUCACUUAUUUGCUGAUUCAGUUCGGCAAAUACAGAAUACUCACAAGCUAUUUUGGGCCCAAUUUACUGUCUUUUCCCACAGUUAAAAUGAAGCCUGUUUUAAAUUAUCAUUAAUAUGUUUACUAAGUGACUGUAGUUGUGCUGCAUAAUUGGCUCAUGGUGGGUUUCAUUACUUUUCUUUUUAUGGUUAAGAUCCUGUUGUUAUUUGGGGAUGUUUAAACUUUACUGCCUCAGCUUACCACAACCACACAUAAUACACACAGCACCUGAAGCUCACAAUACAGGAUAUCCUUAUUCAUAAUUAAGAUAGACAUGUCUUUCGAGUGGCUGACUUAAUUACAUUUUUCUGCAGAUCGAGUACCCACCCACUCGCUUGAGUAAAAAGACACAUAACAGCCGGUUCCUAUUAUUUUUUUCCAGAUAUGUCAUCCCUCCAAAAUGGUACCGUCCCAUACAAACAACAGGAAGAGUGUAUAGGCUUUGCCUUGACAACGGGUGGAUGUGGUUUACACACCAGAACCUUCCGACCCACAUGGACAUAACAUUGUCUUUCAGUUCUCAGGUCCAUUUCUAGAAGUGAACAAUCCUGCUGCCAUGCUGCAGCCCAGGCUAUUUAAAAACUAUUCUUCUGGUAAUCUCGGGAGAGCCCAUUAUACUAAAGAAAGGCCUUUAUACUCUAUCAGAUCUGACCUUUUCAGCUCAAACAAUACUAUGCGUAUGUCACACACGUGGGUCUGGGUUCAGGUUAGGAGCAUAAUUAGCGGUUGCAGUCUCUGCAUGUGCAUGUUUGUGCCAUUAUGAUUGCAUUUCAGUGUUUAGAGGUUACAGGAUUUAUAGCAUACAUGUGCACAACUCUCAGCCUUCAAAGACUGGCUUUGGCCGACUUGUUAAGAACACAUCUGUCAGCAUGAACUGCAAACAUCCCGUGCCUGAACACAAUUAUAAAUGUCUCUUAUCUCCAUAACUAUAUGCAGCCAACACACACACUAUCUGCCCCACCUGCUAUAUUUAGCACCAUGCUACAUUAGAAGACUUCACACUCCAUUGAGAGUGCACGCCACAGCAAGAUUUGAUAAGAGAGCACAUGUUCCUUCUCCGAGGCAUCCACACUCAUGCACAGCACACAUACAGUACGUUAGGCUGUGUUUAUGUCAUCCUUAUCACAAUGUACCCUUACUCAUUUUCCCAUUUCCUCUCUGUCUGUCCGUCCAUUGUUUUCCCAGGCUGUUAAAAUUCCUGGACUGUGACUUUUUCCUCCAUUUGCCUUCUUUUGCUGCCAUAUCCUGGCAACACUGGAUCUUGAACAUUGUUUACAUCUUUUUUUAGCCUGACUUUUGUGCAUUACUUGUUUGGGAAGUGUCAGCAGCAAUGUACCAGUACAGCUUGGCUUCUCUCUCUCUGUCUGUUUCUCUCUCUCUCUCUCUCGCUCCCUCUAACGAGAAACAGACUCAGAUGGUGUGUGUUUAUGUGUGUGCUGAGCUCUGAUCAAACAAAGCAAGGGUACUUCAAUUGUAGGAGGGGUAGGGGGGCACAGAAAGCUUCAUCACUCCUCCCCUGGACUCGCUUUGCACACACACACACACAGACACACGCAGUAUUCCCAACCACAGGGCAGGAAGCACAGUCCCUAAGGGAUGGAGGAGGGGUCAGACUUAAAGGCCCCCCCUCCUUCCAGUGAAGUUACUGGAGAAGAGGAAACUUUACACACUUUCACUCUGACAGGCCUACAGAUGCUUUGGAAGUCAACAUGCUCUACAAGGCCUUAAUGCAUAUGCUGAAGAAUACAUCUUUGUAAUAAAGCGGACGGAUCUCCCGUGGACAGGACUAUCCGCUCCUUACUGGUGCUCCAGCAUCGUUUCCCUCCACUUUGUGUUCCAAUGGCGUCAACUGGAAAACCUCUACUUCAGAGAGAAGAAGUUCUCUGUGGAAGUUCAUGACCCCAGGAGUAGGGCGUCUGUAACACGGAGGACGUUUGGUCAUAGUGGCAUCGCUGUACACACUUGGUAUGCCUGUCCAGCCCUCAUCAAGUCCAUAUGGGCCAUGGCCAUAAGCCAGCACCAGUUCUAUCUGGACCGCAAGCAGAGCAAGUCAAAGAUCCAUGCAGCACGCAGUCUGAGUGAGAUCGCCAUCGACCUCACUGAAACCGGAACGCUGAAAACCUCCAAAUUGGCCAACAUGGGCAGCAAAGGCAAGAUAAUAAGCGGGAGCAGUGGCAGUCUACUCUCCUCAGGCUCUCAGGAAUCAGACAGCUCCCAAACAGCCAAGAAGGAUAUGCUGGCAGCACUGAGGGCCCGGCAGGAAGCUCUGGAGGAAACACUGCGGCAACGGCUAGAAGAACUCAAGAGCAUCUGCAUCAGAGAAGCUGAACUGACAGGAAAGCUUCCUAAGGAAUAUCCUCUAGAUCCGGGAGAGGAACCUCCUACAGUGAGGCGGAAGAUCGGUACCGCCUUCAAGCUGGAUGAGCAGAAAAUUCUUCGUAAGGGAGAGGAAGAGGAGCUAGAGCGUUUGGAGCGGGAAUUUGCCAUUCAGUCCCAGAUUACUGAAGCAGCCAGGCGGCUUGCCAGUGAUCCUCACGUGAGCAGCAAGAAGCUGAAGAAGCAGAGGAAGACGUCCUAUCUGAACGCACUGAAGAAACUUCAGGAAAUUGAGAACUCUAUCAAUGAAUACCGGGUUCGCUCUGGCAAAAAGCCAACGCAGAGGGCAUCGCUUAUAAUAGAAGAGGCCAACAUUGGCUCAGAAGACAGUUCACUGUCUGACGCUUUGGUCCUGGAUGAUGAUGAUCCUCAAGUUACCGGUACCCCCAACUUCUCCCCAAUUGCAUCACCCCACAAAGGCCUUCCUCCACGGCCGCCAUCUCACAGUCGUCCCCCACCGCCACAGUCCCUGGAUGGGCUGCGGCACCUGCACUACGCACGCACAGAUUACGAUAAAUCGCCAAUUAAACCUAAAAUGUGGAGCGAAUCGUCAUUGGAUGAGCCUUAUGAAAAAGUCAAGAAGCGCUCCUCUCACUCCAGUCACAGACGAUUUCCAAGCUCUGGCAGCACAGAAGCAGGAGGUAGUAACUCUCUGCAGAGCAGCCCCAUCAGGAGCCUCCCUCAAUGGAACUCUCAGUCCAGUAUGCCGUCCACCCCGGACUUAAGAACCAGGACACCACACUAUGUACAUUCCACUAGGUCAGUGGACAUCAGUCCCACACGUCUGCACAGUCUCGCUCAGCACUUUAGGAACCGCAGCUCCAGCUUGGAGUCCCAAGGCAAGCUCUUGACAUCGAACACUGACACACACCCGCACGCCCUCGGCACGCUAGGCAGCCCUGACUUUUUCUUGGGCCCGGGACGGAGCUCUAAUGGCUCUGAUCCAUUGGACGAUUGCUCCUCCUGCACCAGCCAGAGCAGUUCUGAGCAUUUCUACCCCUCAGGAGGGCCUUUAGCCCCCAGCACCAAUCCCAACUACUCCACCCUCGGUGAGGACUCGCCCUCCAAAGCUAGGCAGAGACAGCGGCAGAGGCACAGGUCUGCAGGUCAUCUGGGCUCCUCUAAUUCUGGCUCCAUGCCAAACUUGGCAGCUAAGAACGGUUCUGUUGGAGGAUCAGGUGGAGGUGGCGUAGGAGGAGGACACCACGGAGUCUACCUUCACAGCCAGAGCCAGCCAUCCUCCCAGUACCGUAUCAAAGAGUACCCACUGUACGUGGAGGGGAGCCCCAACCCUGUGGUCGUACGCAGUCUGGAGAGUGACCAGGAGGGCCACUACAGCGUCAAGGCCCAGUUCAAGACCUCCAGCUCUUACACGGCAGGAGGACUGUACAAGGAGGCAUGGGGAGGAGAGGAGGGCGGGGAGGGGAGUGGACGACUAACGCCGUCCCGCUCGCAGAUUGUAAGGACUCCAUCGUUGGGGCGCGAGGGGAGUGGAGGAGGAGGGGGCCGGGCGGCGGUGUCUGAAGAGCUGCGCUGCUGGUACCAGAGGUCGUCCGGGAGCCUGAAAGAGAGGAAUCACUCCCACUCAGGAUCCACGUCAUCCGAAACAGGGUCACAGCAAGGCACGCUGGGACAUGGGCGGGUCAGUCGGGUCGGUACGCUCGCCAAGGGCUCACCAGUUGUGUCCCCACACAGCCAGAGGAGUAUGACGCCCUCAAGUGAGCAGGCAGCCACACCCACUCCCCCCUGCAGUCCACAGCACAUCCUCAACUGGCAGAGCGGGUCCUUCAGUGACAGCUGUUUCCUCAGCAGCCCUUCGUGUUCGGAGCUGGCAGACGUGCAGUGGUACAGACGCGACAAGGCCAAACCUGGAACCCUGGUCUGAGACCUUGAGAAAAGGGGCCCCCUUGGAGAAGUCCCGGUAUUGAAACCUUCCCUCCACCGUUCCUUCACCGCGUCCUGCUCGCAACAACCAAGAACCUCAUUGCUAAGGCCUGACACAUAUCCAUCCCAAAUCAUUCCCCCACUUGGGAUCAAGCGACAGACGGAGCGUAGUCGGUGUGGCAAGAGAGAGCACAGUCAUCCACUCCCCAAGAUCAUUUUCAUAUUUGUCCUUCUUACAAACUCCAAUCCACUCCAGGAUUCCUGCUGGUUUUGAGCCACCAGUUUAAAAAAGAAACACAUUGAACUCUCUUGGGUUCGUUUUUCCUUGCAUAUUUAUUACAAAUUGAGAAGGUGACAUGCUUUCCUGGCAUACAUUUCUAAGAAAGAGAUUCUUCCUCCCAGUUUAACCCACAACCAAAGACUGGAUUGGCAGAUCGGGCCAGGGUUCCCUUGCAGAAACGUGAUGGAUGGAACACGAUCUGGACUAUAGCAAUAAAACUUUGUUGGAAUUGUGUGGUGGAGAGGGUGAAGAGGUGGACAGUGUCGUGAGUUGUGCUUGUCGGGUUCGGGCAUCCAUCUCUGCUUACUUUUAGCGAUUUCACUGGAGAUGGGUUCAUGUCUUGGGCCUUUCAUCCAGCCCCUCCAGAAUUGAAAGAUGAGAGCAUUCAGUCCAUUCUAGUCCGGCCUCAGUAUUGGAUCUAUCUAGACUAAGUUCAUAUUUUUGGUACUUCCUUCCUUGGCUAUGCUACACUCUUACCUAUUUUCCACUGUGGCUGGUUCAAAGCUGGUUCAGAGUACAUUUUCAGUGUUUUUGUCAGCAAAUGCUGGAAUUUUACCAUCAUACUACUUUAAUGUCUGACAUGUGUCAACCACUGCAGUGGAUGAUGCGAAGGAUUAUUGAAAUUUAUUUGCACAUUUCUGAAUAUUAAAUCGCUAACUUAAACGUGUGUUCCAUCACACACUCGAUAAAUAUAAACAUACUAUAAAUUACCAUCAGUUUAUUCCUUUAAUUCACACUCAUUACAUUUAUAAUGUUUUUCAUGGUUAUUUCUUGGGGUCUUGUUCACAAGUGAGGUGAAGAGGGAGCUGAGCUGAAAGGCAAAGCUCUCAAUUUACCAGUCGACCUCACGAUGGUCGUGAGCUUUGGGUAGUGACCAAAAGGACAAGAUCGUGGGUACGAGCGGCCGAAAUGAGUUUUCUCCGAAAGUUGACUGGGCUCUCCCUUAGAGAUAAGGUGAGAAGCACUGUCAUCCGGGGCAAACUCGGGAGCAGAAACUCUGCUUCACCACAUUGACAGGAGCCAGAUGAGGUGGCUUGGACAUCUGGUCAAGUUGCCUCCUGGAGACCACCCUGGGGAGGUCUGUCUGGUGGGAGGCCGUAGGAAAGUUAGAGAGACUGGGAAUGCCUCGGGAUCUGCAGGGAGGAGCUGGACAGGGAGAGGGAAGACUGAGCUUCCCUGCUUGGGCUGCUGCUCCGCGACCCGACCUUAGAUAAGCGGUAGAAGAUGGAUGGUUAUUCCUAGCGUACAAUCAUGCAUUGGUCAUAGAGAGAAGUAUUUCAUUUUGGAGAACAGGAAGUGUUUCAUCUCCGUAACAGAGCGGUGUUUGAAUCUGAGAUAGAGCAUGUUGACAGCCAACAGCUCCAGCUCUGAACUAAAUCUGCACCAGUGGAAAAGGGAUAUCUGUGGACAUAAGUAUUGGGACACCUGGCUAUACUGCGUUUUAUGCGGUUUGGAUUAGUAAACACUUCACUAAAUUAUCCAAAAUAUGUUCCUAAAAGGAAGGCAUUUGCAGUAAGGGGGGGUCCAACCGGGAAGUCAAAAGUCAACUAACCCAAAAAGAAUGCAUGUCCCAGUACUAGUGUCCAUAUAGUGUAGUUCCCAGCACCCAAAAGUAGCCAUUGUCUGCACAGUACAGCAAGAUCACACACACACACACAGUCAGAACACUUUUUUUUCAGUGCCAAACAAACUUGUUGCAUAUAUAGUUAUACUAAAGCCCCCAUGUUACAGUAGACAUCAGCAAGGCAAGACCAGCCUUAAGUCAUGUUACUGUCAUGUUGACACCAUCAAUACAAAAGCACAAUACUCAUGCAAAACCACAAACACACACAAGGUGUCACAUGCCAUUCACUACAGAGAAAAGCCAUAAGCGAUGAGUGAUCCUAACAGGGUUAGAAAAGCACACCUGCUUUUGUGUGAAGGAAGCAGGACCUAUUGGAACUUUUUACAUGAAUGCACAAAAAUUCCACAAAGGUGGAAAAUGGCAUUCUUUUUCAGUGUUUCCAUCCAUCCAUCCAUGCACGAUUAGGUUCCCAAUGGAAUGAUUCUGCUUGUGGCCUGAGUGCGUUCCAAACUUGUUGUCGUAAAGUCACAACCCGGCUCCUCCACCCUACGCAUGUUCCACGGAAGAAGAAAGACCUUCAAGUAACAUUAGUGUCGCCCCCUAAUUAUUAAUGCCCCCUAUUGGUGACUUUGUGGAAAUACUUUGGAGCCCAGUGUGAAGUGCAACGCCCCCUCCCCCAUCUCUUGUCUCCAUGGAAGAGAAUUUUAACUUUUUAUCAGCCUAUUUCCUGUAUGCCUAAAGGGACUUCACAUUGUUUUAAUAUUCUUUUAACACUUUCACAUUCAAUAUUGGUUGGGGUGGGUGGGGGGGGUUCAGCCUUUUUGACAUUGUAACAACCCGUUCCGGUGCUACAGUCGACCCGACCUCUUUUGCAUUGUUAAAACCAAUAGAUUCUUAACAAGACAAGCUUAUUUUAACAGACAAGAUGAAUAGUGAUGCACUCCCCUUAUAGCAGACGAUAGAGCAUGUAACUUGUUCUCUUCAACCGUUAACAUCAAUACAUUUAAUGUGCUGUAGGUAAAAAAAAACAUGUGGAAUUGAUUAUAAAAAAAUAACUGAAUUCCACAAUUAAUUUAUUCUUUUCUAUUAAAAAUUUGUAUAGUAACUUUACAUUUUUCAAAACCCUGUCGUUGGAACUGAUGACAUUUUUUCAGAGACGCUGUGGUGGUUCUUGAGAUUAAGAAAAUAAAUUAUUGAUGAAUGUUUGCAAGACUUCUGUGCCUUUUGUCUAAGUGAGUGAUUGUCAACCACUGUGCUGUGAGGAAUUAGCCAAUGUCAUUUUUUAAAUUUAACAUUUAUUAAUCAUUUCCUGCAAAUAUUAUGUCAUUGUCGAGUGUCCGUGGU
Molecule: messenger RNA, 9320 nt
Organism: Doryrhamphus excisus (bluestripe pipefish)
Lineage: Eukaryota; Metazoa; Chordata; Actinopteri; Syngnathiformes; Syngnathidae
Source: RefSeq, a predicted model, not a curated record